This is a messenger RNA of Acanthosepion pharaonis, 630 nucleotides long. The record is from the annotation of a GenBank genome assembly. Lineage: Eukaryota; Metazoa; Mollusca; Cephalopoda; Sepiida; Sepiidae.
AUGUCGACCAUUCCCAAUGCUAGUCUAAGUCAUAUCUAUCUAUCUAUCUAUCUAUCUAUCUAUCUAUCUAUCUACCAGUCUCUCGGUCUCUUCAUAUCUAUCUUAUUUUCAUCUCGAUCUCAUCUCUUCAUAUCUAUCUAUCUAUCUAUCUAUCUAUCUGCUUGCUUUAAUCUCUUUAUAUCUAUCUAUCUAUUUAUCUAUCUUAAUCUCUUUAUAUCUAUAUAUCUUAAUCUCUUCAUAUUUAUCCUAAUAUCUAUCGCUCUCUCUCUCUCUCUCUCUCUAUCUAUCUAUCUAUCUAUUUAUCGUAAUCUCUUUAUUUCUAUUUAUUUGACUGACGAGUUCGUCGCCGCCGUCGAGGAGACAGUCGACAAUGAUGGAAGCCAGAGCUACGCCAAGAUCGCCGCUGACAUGGGCUGUCACAAGUCGACGAUCUGCCGAACGAUCAAGAAGGACAUUGGUUACUCCUCCUACCGCAAGUCUCACCGCAUGGUCAUCACGAAUGCCUCCAAGGGGUCGAGGAAGGUCAAGGCGGCGGCUUUGCUGAACGAGCUCAAGCACGGGUCCACCGGGAUGCUGAGGUUCUUCUCUGAUGAAAAGAAUUACAUCCAGGACCAGACAAGCAACAGCUAG